UCGACUGUCUGCCUUUGAUACAGGCGGCCGAAACCCAAAUUCGAUAGAUCGGUGCUCCCUUCCCCUCUUUCCUCUGCACUCAGCCAACUCUCAGUUGUUCCCCUCAAAAGGAGUUGGACAAGAGGCUUUCUGAGUGACUCCUACACCAUGCGAGCUUAGAGCGGCUUGGGGAAGAGAACCACGAAGGAGCUUCGCAAAGGCCUGCCAAUGUCAGGCUGUUUUAUACAUCCAUCCUUAUUUUCCACCUUCAUACCAAACCUAAAGCAAAACAGGCGUAGAAGGCGUUAGGCAGCAUUCGAGCUGUCUCAUAAAUCUUUGCAGUAAAGGGACAGCGUUGUAGAGGAAGACAGCCGUUGGCGAGGUCUGCUGGGAUCAGCUGACCGAGGCACAACAUUGAGAUCUCGCCGCUUCUCGGUACCAAACCGAGAAAUGUGUUGAGUUUAUCGAAUUUGCGGACGUCACCCUGUCUGGCGGCGCGGAGGUCAUGUCGCGCCAAGAGGACUCCGACGACGGCGUAAUGCCGGUAACCUUCUCUGAUAGUGACUGGGAACGGCUGAGCUACGAUGAAGAUUCGCAGCCACCGUCGUUCGACCCGGACCUUGAAGCGGGAUCCGGGCAAGGUGAUUAUGAGGAGGAAGACGUCGCACCAUGUGAAGGCGAUCCUGAUGAUGAACUAGAGCAUGUAACAGCCCCCUUCGACGGAGAUGAAGACGUUUCUGAAAAUAUGAUUAUUGCCGAUAUCUACGAGUCAGGUAUAGUCCCAGAUCGUAGUCACACUCUGCAAAAUGUCGAUGCGUUGUGUCAGCCUCGGGGCGAGCGCAGUGAAAGUACGGGUCUGCUUCUCACACUACUCUAUGUUAUUCACGAUUUUUUCCAGCCGCGGCUUCAGUGGUUUUUCGAUAGCAUGAUUUUCCGCAAGUACCUUGCGGAUAACGCAACGCUGUCAUCUGCCCUCAUAACUGCGACAAUCGUCAUGGUCCUCCCACUGGCAGCCGCUCUUAUUCUAUCCGCCUUUUUGGUCGCAUGCUCUGCAGCAGCGUGCGCCUUCCUCGUGGUGGUAUCCGUGGGCCUGGGCAUCGUGUUAUCCUUGGUAUGGGCAUUCUGGGUAUCUGUGCCCAUCACUAUUCUCCUUGCGGCACUCUGCGCAGGAUCUACUCUUUAUCAAAGAACGUUCAAGGUCAAACUAUCCGCCAAAGAGGUCUAACCAGGUCUCACGCGUCGAUAGAGAACUAUUCAUCAAGGUUUCUCUUGUCGCCAAUGAAACCGGAUGAAAUGAAAAUUAGAACGUAAUUUUUGUUUUUUGUUUUUUGUCAUCAUAUAUAGUUGAAAUAUUUAUAUGCAUGCGUAUUCGUAUAUAAACGACGAAUUUCUGUAAUCUCGGUCUGAGAGGUACUGUGGUGCUAUCAAAGGUCCCUCAUAUGGCCAAUGGGAUUAGUAAUGCUGAAAUCGUAAAUAUCUUGGCUUAUGUACCAACAAUAAUUAUUUCCAGAACCAAACGGAGGUGAAAGGAACAAAAUGUCCUCCUUGCGGGUUGACGUUUGAGAAAGAUUCGACAUUAGGGUGUAACGCACGAACCGUAAAUUGGGGUUGUUUCACACCAUUUGCUAUCUACUCAAGCGUAUAAAAAAGUAAAAGUCGCAAAGAAAAGAUGGAUGUUGAUGUAUAACAUGCAUAGUAUGAAGUCGCCAUAUCUACAGAUACAGACUCUCUACGAUUUCUUCAUAAUCUAUAUAAUAAGGUGAUAAACAAACCGUUCCAGCAUGCUUAUAUUACAGAAGUACGCCUACCCUUUACGGAGCUGUUUUAGAACGGUGCACCAUCGAACAACCUACGAGGCCAGUACUUUCUGUUUCUAUAAUAACUGCCUAAUUAAAAGCCUAUCGUCGAAUAGAUUCUGGGACGUACGAAAUGCAGCGCAUGUGUGUGAUAAUGUUUGACAAACAUCAAAAUGAGCCUUAUAAUGGUCAUAGCAUCAAACACAGCGAAAAACUUGUAUUCACUAGCAGUGUCCGGUUCGUAAUGACUGCUAAACUGAGGAAUCAAUGAACUUGCAGCUUAAACAGCUUGUAGCUCAACAAUAAGUACCGUGUUACGGCCCACCGCAAACAAUCGCUUCGUUGAAUAGUCGUUUUGUUGACGCUUUCAUCAGACCUGUAAAUCUGAGUGUCGCGUGUAUCUAAACGCAUUUGGCGCGCCCGUAGGAAAAUAUUUAGAAUCGACCCCAAUAUUCGGUAUCGGUACAGCUGAGUCCCCCUUAAUAUACUUACUCAAACAUGUGUUUAACAGUCGGAAGCAAGACUCUAUCUAUUUAUUAGGCUGCCUGCGGGAAUUUUGCACGUUGCAACUUUGUAUAUCUGAUUAGGUAGUUUCGUCAAAUGUUAAAACACGAACUAGCAACAGCCGGUAUUCUGGAUUAAGGGACACAACAGACACAUGAUGACGUUGCUGAUUUAGAAAUCUCGCACAGUGUACAUUACAUUAAACACUCGCUACGAUACUAAAAAUGAGACAGACAUAUAGUUAAUUAAUAAAAUUCAUCGUAUAAUUAAUAGCGAGCUUAUAAUUAAUAUCAUUAGAUUAGCCUGUACCAAUAGAACUGACAUAAGGUUAUAAUAGUGAAACACCUUAAUAAAUAAAUACAGCAACGAUUAUAAUAAUGAUAAUGACAGAUUGUUGUCAUAAUGGUAUUAUUAAUACAUCUGACUGUGACUUUGCAAAUAAGGAAGAGCUAGGCGACUUUAGUAAAUCUUUAGCACAAUAUCGGUAAGCAACGCGUUGAGAGCGCUGAUAAGGAAUCAUCCGAUUUAAAUCCCGCCUACAGCUGAAGCUUAAUCAAAGUAUGCCAUUUACAUAUUUUACCUAUUUACAUAAUAACUAAGUUUUGCUAGCGUCCCGCUUCUCAUUUACCAUGUUACUGUGGACAGUUUUUG
Varroa destructor (honeybee mite) is the source of this 2930-nucleotide messenger RNA. RefSeq lists its product as uncharacterized. The record is from RefSeq and is a predicted model, not a curated record. NCBI's taxonomy places the organism in Eukaryota, Metazoa, Arthropoda, Arachnida, Mesostigmata, Varroidae.